Messenger RNA from Callorhinchus milii (elephant shark), 3451 nucleotides. It is a transcript of the gene rbm15, whose product is annotated as RNA binding motif protein 15. Gene Ontology annotation, cellular component: nucleus. Lineage: Eukaryota; Metazoa; Chordata; Chondrichthyes; Chimaeriformes; Callorhinchidae. The transcript has 2 exons. The record is from RefSeq and is a predicted model, not a curated record. The coding region runs from base 474 to 2963 and encodes 829 amino acids. Gene Ontology annotation, molecular function: mRNA binding. Gene Ontology annotation, biological process: regulation of alternative mRNA splicing, via spliceosome.
CGUGGGGGAAAGGGCGGGGCUUAGUCAGCACAAAAUGGCGCCGGCGGAGUGAGAGAGUCUUCUGGCGUUUUGUCACGAGAGGCCGAGAGCGCGAGAGAGAGGAGGAGGAGGAGGAGGGGGAGAGGGGGAGAAAAAUUGGAACGAAAACCGCUCGGAAGUCGACUUACUCGGCCGAGCCGUUGAUUUGAUGAGGUAAAGUGUGUUGCGGGGAAGCGAUUUGUCACUCCCAGAAGCGGCCGAAGAAGAAGAAGAAGAAGAAGGAGAAGAAGAGGGUGUGAAUGAAAAGGAGCGGCGGUGGAGGGCAGAGAGAGAGAGAGAGAGUGACUGACUAUCUGAUCUGAUCGCAUCGGCACCGCCAGUCUGGACACACAGAGAGAGAGAGAGAGAGUUUGAUAUUUACUUUGAGAUCCAUUCAGCAGUUUCGGGGCUGUGGGUUUUUUUUUAAAAAAAGAAACCCGUAACCAGCCCGAGCUAUGAAGGAGAAGGACGUGUCCUCCCCCAAGUCGAGUGGGAAACGCGGGGAAGACCGAAGAGGAGGCCACCACCACCAGCAGCAACAGCAGCAGCAGCAGCAGCAGAGGAAAAUGGGGACGAACAGUCACAACAACACCAUCAACAGGAAUAACAAAGCCCACAACGUCAAGAGAACCCGCAAUAUCAGCGCGAAAAGGACCAACAGUCGCGAUUACGAGGUCUAUCAGCCCAACAGGACUAGCAAUAAUUUAAGUGUUUCUUCCGUCUCCUCAAGGACUAGUAGGAAUGACCGCCACGCGACUGAUUACAAAGCUCUGAAAAUCAGCGACUUGGGCUCCCAGCUCAGUGACGGGGCCAUCGAGGACGGGCUGUUCCACGAGUUUAAGAAGUUCGGAGACGUGAGCGUAAAGAUUUCCCGGGACGGCGAUGAGAGGGUGGCCCUGGUGAAUUUCAGACACUCAGAGGAUGCCAAGGCUGCCCGCCAUGCGAAAGGCCGGCUGGUGCUGUAUGAUCGGCCUCUGAAAAUUGAGGUUUAUUAUCCUCCUCCAAAAGGGAGGAGUUACUCGCCCGAACUGGAUGGCUAUUCAGCAGCAAGCGUUCAGGGAAACCGUCACAGGCAGAGGUCUCUGUCCCCCGGAGGACUCGGCUACAGAGAACAUCGGGUACAGCAACGCAGUUCUUUGGGACGUCAAAUUCCACCACCCCCACCUCCCCCACCGCUCGCCCAGCGAGAACUAGAAAGGGAGAGGGAUUAUGCCUUUUAUGAAGGACGGGGACGUGCUGCUUAUACAAUUGAUAGAACUACAUUCAGGGAGGAGGAAAAGUUGCCUGAAGACGAUAAACGAGCUAAUAGGACGUUGUUUAUUGGUAACUUGGACCCAUCGGUGUUACAGAAUGACCUUCUGCUUGCUUUCGAAAGGUUUGGAGUUAUCUUAGAGGUAGAUAUCAAAAGGCCGGCUCGUGGGCAAGGCAAUUCCUAUGGUUUCCUGAAGUUUGAAAACUUGGAUAUGGCCCACAGAGCCAAGAUUGCGAUGUCUGGCAAAGUGAUUGGGAGAAAUCCGAUUAAAAUUGGUUAUGGAAAGGCAACUCCGACCACCCGCUUGUGGGUUGGAGGACUGGGUGCCUGGGUCCCUGUAGCUGGUCUAGCCAGGGAAUUUGACCGCUUUGGGACCAUUCGGUCGAUCGACUACAGAAAGGGUGACAGCUGGGCUUACAUUCAGUACGAAAGUUUGGAUGCUGCACAAGCCGCUUGUACUCAAAUGCGUGGUUUUCCUUUGGGCGGUCCCGAUCGCAGAUUGAGAGUUGACUUUGCCGAUACAGAGCACCGCUAUCCACAGCAAUUUCUGCAGGCCUUACCUUUGCCUCCCUUUGAAUUGGUUGGAGAUGGCCUUGUACCUCGUGGUGCUGAAUGUUUAAGGGCCCGAGAGAGAAAUUCACCUCCUCUGCCUUUUAGAGAAAGGGAGAUUUAUCCAGCCACUGACUGGCACAUCCUUUCUGUGCGGGAGAGAACCCGAAAUGCUCAUGAACAGUUUGAUCCCAUUGAACGUGAAAUCCGAGAUACCUGGUCUCUUGAGCGUGGGCGAGAGCAUGUCUUGCAAAAUUGGGACCAAAGAAGAAAAAGGAGAGUUCCGCUUGAAGGACGGACUUUAGACCGUUCCCCCAGCAACGAUCGGCAGCGAAAGCGUCGCUGUCUUUCACCAGAGCGCAGUCCAGGUAACAGCAGUCGGGACGGUGGCCGGCAUAGUGACUCAGAAGCCAAGAAUGAACGAUAUUCCCCUGGCAGGGAUCGCCGGAACAGCACAGAAAAAGGUGCUAGCAGCAAACACGAGGUGCGAAGUCUCUUGAGUCUUAUCGAAAAGGAUAAAGACCGCAAACACAGAACUAUGGAAAGCGAGAGCCCUCUUCGAAGCAAAUCCAAAUCAGACUCCACCAAUACCAAAGCACCUAGUAACUUCCAGCAAUACGAUCACAAACUCAUCAUUGCCUGGCAUGGAAUGCUGGUUCUGAAAAACAGUUCUUUCUCAACAAACAUGCACUUCCUUGAGGGCGACUUGACUGUGGCGACCAACUUGCUUGUGGACCUCUCGACUGGUGGAAAAGUAGCACAGUUAAAAAUUACUCAACGCCUCCGACUGGAUCAGCCUAAGUUAGAUGAAGUAACCAGACGCAUCAAGGCAUCGGGUUCUAAUGGCUACUGCGUUCUUUUGGCCGUACCCGCAUCAAACAGCGUAGAAAAUGUGGAAGGGGCCUUUGAGCAGGCCACAUCACCACAACGACCAUUGAGGAACUUGGUAUCCUAUCUAAAACAAAAGCAGGCUGCUGGCGUUAUCAGCCUGCCAGUCGGCGGAAGCAAAGAGAAGGACAACAUGGGUGUGCUGCAUGCUUUCCCCCCUUGUGGUUUCUCUCAGCAGUAUCUGGAAACCUCUGCUCGAGCGCUGGCCAAAUCUGAAGAAGACUGUCUGGUUAUAAUAAUUGGACAGAAUAUUUGAAUGGCAAAACUAAGGAAGAAAUAUUCGGCUGGAAUUUAGAACGAAGACAAUUUUUUGUGUGAAAUAAGAUGGCCGUUUGCAGGGGAAAGAAAGAUUUUUGUUGAUGUUUGUUUUUUUAAAAAAAAGGCUGCAUAAUUCACUGGAAUGGCAGUUUUAUAUAUAAAAAAAAGUUCCUGUAUCUGCUAUUGUGAAACCAGGUCCUGUGUUUUGAGGGGAAAAAAUGAUCUCCUUGCUGUGUGCUGUUUAUAGCUGAUUACUGGGAGGAAAAAAAGGAGAAAAGGCAUUUUCUGGCUCAACCUGCUGAAUACUGGCUAUCGCAAACACACGUACACACUGUGAGCUGAUUGUGUUGUCAUCCAAAAUCAAUAAAAUGUGUUUUCUUUUGAGGAAAAAAAAUCUGCUUUGGAGUAAGUUUGAUGAAGCCAAAAAAAUGACGCCCUUUUGUGUGCACUGCAAGGGGCUUUUGUUGCUGAAGCCCCCAUUAUUUG